This is a messenger RNA of Salvelinus sp. IW2-2015, 879 nucleotides long. It is a transcript of the gene elof1, whose product is annotated as elongation factor 1. The record is from RefSeq and is a predicted model, not a curated record. Gene Ontology annotation, cellular component: transcription elongation factor complex. Gene Ontology annotation, biological process: transcription elongation by RNA polymerase II. Gene Ontology annotation, molecular function: RNA polymerase II complex binding. NCBI's taxonomy places the organism in Eukaryota, Metazoa, Chordata, Actinopteri, Salmoniformes, Salmonidae.
UGACAACCCUAAAAUGCGCCUUAAUCUUCCAAUCAGAUGAAAGAGUUCAGAAUAAUUUCCGGAUACAAUUUCUAUUUGUUAGCGUCAUUACUUGGGUCACUUAUCUGAUUAUACAUCGAGAAUGGGACGCCGAAAAUCAAAGAGGAAGCCACCUCCCAAAAAGAAACUGACGGGUAACUUGGACACCCAAUUCACCUGUCCCUUUUGUAACCACGAGAAGUCCUGUGAUGUCAAAAUGGAACGCACUCGAAACACAGGAAUAAUAUCGUGCACCGUCUGCUUGGAAGAAUUCCAGACCCCCAUUACUUAUCUUUCAGAACCAGUGGAUGUUUACAGUGAUUGGAUAGAUGCUUGCGAAGCAGCCAAUCAGUAGCAGUGGUCCCCCUGACUCUAUUCCUGUCUGACCUCACCCCUCAUUCCCUACGAUGGGUCACAUAUCUCUGGCUGGGCCAGGGCUUUGUCAAGUAGUGAAUGUGGAGAACAAACAAAGACAGAUAACACAUCUGUGAAAUCUUCAGUGUCUACACACUAAUGGAUUUGAUAUGAAGAAAGAUACACUUCCUGUUCUCCCUCUGUGGCAGGGUGGGAUGGGGGUAGGGCAAUGAAAUGUCCCAAUGGUCCUGAUCUUUGAGAAUACCACUAAGUUUCAAACCACCUCAUCAUUUGUUAUGUUUUACAGGCAAGCCUGUUGGUGGAUAUGUCUUUAGACUUUCCCAAGCUGCCAUGUCCCCCUUUUAAUGGAGCAAGUAGAUUUCAUUAGUAAAAAUUUAAAAGGGGUGAUUCUGUAGUUUUUUUGUUUGAUGUCAUGAUUUUUAUUUCAAUUUGUUUUUUUUUGUAUGGGAAUGACUUGAACAAUAAACACAUCAAUGUAAUUCACAC